Messenger RNA from Racocetra persica, 141 nucleotides. NCBI's taxonomy places the organism in Eukaryota, Fungi, Glomeromycota, Glomeromycetes, Diversisporales, Gigasporaceae. The record is from the annotation of a GenBank genome assembly.
GGUCAUGAUAGAACCACAAUACAAUUUGGACAUGAACCUGAUGAAAUCAAGCAAUACCUUGAUACUAGAUAUAUUGGUGCAUCAGAAGCAGUAUGGAGACUAUUCGAAAUGCAUUUAUAUGAAAAAUAUCGAAUAUUGUGA